AUGUCUACCAUUCCUCAGGACCCUCAAUUCACAAAGGCGGUAGAGAUUGCCAAGUGAGCGCUGCAUGACUCGAGGCGGUGAUAGCGGAUGCGAAUCCGCUGACGCUGGCUAAUCCUCCUGACAGCGACCCCAAGCGCGGUCUGAGCAUCGGUCUCGGCAUCUCCGAGAAGCUUGCUUACUGGGGUCUGUAAGUGUCCUUGCGAAUAGUCACGAGCUGGCGCCUUGCAUCCUUCAGAGCGCACCUGCUCACUCCACACUCUCGUUCCUCCCGGCUCCACUCAGUUCUGAGCAAGGACUCAAGGGAGACGUCACUGGCGACCGUCCAGGUAUCUUGCACGUCGAGGCUCGUCUCAAGUACGAUGCGUGGGCCAAGAAUCAGUGAGUCGGCCGGUCUCGUGUGAACAGGGAUCUGCGGGAUUACUAGCGGAACAUGCCCUGCCGAUGCCGGAUACGAUGCCGCCACGGGUCCCAUUGGCACUCAUACGUACUCUCAUCUCUUCUCGCAGGGGUCUGGACCCUCAAGAGGCUCAGAAGCAGUACAUUGAGAAGUUCAUUGCUGUGAGUGCACGCAUCAAUUGCUGGUCUUGUCACUUGGAAGCGCUCACGCGUCCUUGUCCACUUCGCUUGCGUUUUGCGUACCCACGAACAGGACCUCGAAAAGCACUCUGCCAGUGAGUCUGGGUUAUGAUUGAAUCGCUCUAUGCUCGGUGCUGACGUGCAGUGCUUCCCUUCUCAUUCUCACACUUUAGAGAAGCCCCAGUGCAACGAGUGGAAGGCGGAAGUCCUGGCUGCCAAGGCUUAG
This is a messenger RNA of Ceraceosorus bombacis, 802 nucleotides long. The record is from the annotation of a GenBank genome assembly. Lineage: Eukaryota; Fungi; Basidiomycota; Exobasidiomycetes; Ceraceosorales; Ceraceosoraceae.